Molecule: messenger RNA, 1140 nt
Organism: Colletotrichum abscissum
Lineage: Eukaryota; Fungi; Ascomycota; Sordariomycetes; Glomerellales; Glomerellaceae
Exons: 1
Coding region: 1-1140 (379 amino acids)
Biological process (GO): regulation of transcription by RNA polymerase II
Molecular function (GO): DNA-binding transcription factor activity, RNA polymerase II-specific
Source: RefSeq, a predicted model, not a curated record
AUGAAAUGCGACUAUCUAUCUGCAUCCACAGAGGAGCAGACUUCCACGUCCCUAGGGGACGACGAGCGUCAAGGAAAACGAGUUCGACAAAACGAAGAAAGGAAGCCCGCCACAGACAUACCUACUCCGACGGCCUCUGAUAUGGAAUCAGACUAUGGCCAGACACCCUCUAGUCACAUCGAUCCCCUUUUGCGUAAUGCCUGUAUUCUCGAUAUCCAGAGCCUCGAACUCCUACACCACUACAUGUGUCACACGUCGAUAACCCUAGGAGACCCCCAAAUCUUUAGGGAUGUGAUUCCACCACUCGGCUUCAAGUACGAAUGCGUUAUGCGAAUGGUCCUAUCAAUUACCGCCCGACACCUCACCCGACUACGACCCGAUCAAGCGGGUUACUAUCAUCGUCUGGCAGAAGACUAUGCAGCGGCGGCAUUUCCAGAAGUGGCGGCCAUGCUCGCCCAGGUCAAUGACGACAAUUCGCAGGCCCUCUACUACGCUACAGUCCUAAUAAGUCUGUCAUCUUUUGCUACAGACCCAUCACCAGGGAAUAUUCUACUUGUCGCCGCCGAGGAGGACGAAGUAUCAUGGUGGGCGUUGAUGAGGGGAGUGAAGAUCGUGAUCAGCACGACAGGACUAAAAAAUAUCAGAAAGCAAUCAACGGCCGCUCUGCUUUGUGGUAGUUCUACAUGGAAUGAACCAAAAACUUCAGCUCUUAGCGUAACAUCGCUUGCACUGCAGUGGGAGAAGCCUCUGGCUGAGAUCGAAGAGCUUGUGGGCGAGGUGUAUGCCGCCGAAGACAGCAUUCAUCGGCCUGCUUUUACCCACUUGAAGGAAUGUUACAGGAAGCUAUUUACUGCAUCUGAUGAGCCAAAAUUCGACAACGAGCAGAUGCCUUCUAUCAUUUACGGCUGGCUAUAUGAGCUGACUGAAGACUUCGUAUUGUCUAUACAGAGAAGAGACCCUGUACCCCUGGUUCUGCUUGGGUACUAUGCUGUUCUGCUACAGCAAUUGGAACAUCACUGGUUCAUGGAGGGCUGGUCACUUCAGGUCAUGAAUGGCGUUUACGCGCUACUUGAGGAUGGUCACCGGCAUUUUCUUACCUGGCCAUUGGAACAGGUUGGGUCCAUCUGGUCAGGAUUAUGA